This is a messenger RNA of Phlebotomus papatasi, 1119 nucleotides long. It is a transcript of the gene Tsen54, whose product is annotated as tRNA-splicing endonuclease subunit Sen54. Gene Ontology annotation, cellular component: tRNA-intron endonuclease complex. NCBI's taxonomy places the organism in Eukaryota, Metazoa, Arthropoda, Insecta, Diptera, Psychodidae. Gene Ontology annotation, biological process: tRNA-type intron splice site recognition and cleavage. The transcript is spliced from 3 exons. The record is from RefSeq and is a predicted model, not a curated record. The coding region runs from base 106 to 1107 and encodes 333 amino acids.
GACUUCCGCUCUUUUGACGUUACAGAAAUGGCGCGCAGUGGUUUUUAACCUCAAAAAUUGUGAAAAAUCUGUGUAAGUGCUGUGUGUGCAAAAAUUAUUAAAAUUAUGCAAAAUUCACGAAAAUUUCUACUACUUGAAGCUGUUGAUUUGGUGAGGAAAUCAAAUGAAAUUGUAUCAUCAUUGUGCACUGGACCAAAGAAGAACUUUCCGGAUAGAACCGACCAUGAAAAGGCCAUACUCAAAGACUUACAUGAUAAAUUGAGAGAUAUCCUCUGUUCCGAACGCGUAGGCACUGAAAAUAUACGGUCCAUUGGAGAUUACAAUAAUUCCAUUGGAAAAAUUCAUUUGAGAAAAAUCUCUGGGAGUUUGCAAUCCUUUGGUCAGACAAACGAAAUGAAUGAGACAUUUUUGGAGACGUACGAAGCUCUGUACCUUCUGGAAAUGAAUCGCCUUAUUGUAUAUUACAAUUCAGUAGUUGUAUCCUUGGAACAAGCAUAUGAAAUCUUCCUAAACAACAAAGAGGGCGAUUUAUCACUUGAGGAAUAUUUUGUUUUUUCUACACUCAAUAAAGUCGGAUACAUUCUAAAGAAGUUUAAUCCGAAUACCAUUUAUAAUCAAGAAAAAGACAAUGUUGACACACCAGAAGAUUGCACCAGGAGUAAAAGAAAAAACAUGGAAAUUGAAGCUGGUUCUUCUAAGAAAUUAAAAUCCGAUCUUUCUCUUCAAAGUCACAGUGAAGAAAGUAUCAUUAAAGAUUUAAUUGAUCAGUCAAUUUAUGAAGAAUCAAUUGAAGAAAAAUGUAGGAACAUUUUUGCUUCCCUUAACGUGAUAAAAUUAUCAUCCGGAGAGGUAUUGUUAGCCAAAAAGAAGAAAAGAAACACAGCAUUGCAAUACAACUUUGACUUGUACAAUCCUCGGAAAAUUUACAAAAAAUCUCAUCCACCUUAUCCUGAUUAUCGCAUAUCGUUAUUGAGGUUUAAUCAAAAUUGUCCGGAUCGAGACGAAUUAUUGGAAUUGUACAACAGCCAUGAGAUUAAAUGCCCCAUAAUAGCUGUUUACAUUGACAACCAUCUCAAAAUGACGGGAUUUAUUUACAAAUUUUCAUGAAUCAUCACUAUC